AUGCCAUCCGCCAAGGAGGUGAAGCGGGCGCUGGCCCGCAUCAGGGCCGCCCUGCCUCGCGAGAAAAAGGUCGCAUCCGACCAUCGCAACAUCCGUCUAGGCCUGGAGCGUAUCAGCCGUGUCGUUCCAGAUGAGCAGAGCUGGGCCGGUGUUCACGUCGGCGGCACCAAUGGCAAAGGAUCCAUCUGCGCCCUCCUGGCAGGCAUGUUCAAGCUCUCAGGCAUCAGCCACGGCACCUUCAUUUCCCCCGCCAUACCGGAGAGACACAAUGCCAUCACCAUCAACGACCGGUACGUGAACAAGCGCAUGUACGAGAUGGAGCUUCAGCACGUCGAGGCAGCCUACCGCCGCGUCGCCUCGGGCUGGAGGUUCACCUCGGGCGAGGAUCCCGGGGACUUGACGCCCUUUGAGCUUGAGACUGCCGCAGCCUUCCGUGUCUUCGACAAGAUGCACGUCAAGUACGGCAUCGUCGAGGUGGGCAUGGGCGGUGCUACGGACGCCACCAACGCCAUGAAGCAAAAGUCCGUGACGGUCAUCUCCAAGAUCGACCUCGAUCAUCAGGAAUACCUGGGCAACACCAUCGAGGAGAUUGCCAAGGUCAAAGCCGGCAUCAUGCGUCCUGGCGUUCCGUGUAUUGUGGACCAUACGAAUCCUAGCUCGGUGUUGGGGGUCCUGCGAGAGCAUGCACAAAGCGUGGGGACGCAGAUAAGCCCGUCAUCAAAAGCCCUGCCGCUAAUCGCAGGACUGGACCAAGACAGGUUCAAGUUGGAGGAUUACGAGCAGCAAAACCUGCUCUGUGCGACACUGGCGUUCAGGCAUCUGUUCCCCCACCUCGACAUCGACGUCAACAAGCUGCUGUCGAUGAAACCGUACCUGCCUGGGAGGAAGGAAUAUGUUGGCGUUUCCGGGUUGACGGACGGCCUGCGUCAAAAGCCCGUUCUCGUCGACGGCGCGCACAACAUGCUCGGGGUCGAAGCUUUGGCGAAGCAUGUCGAGACGAGGGUGCGAAAGGACGACCAGCCCAUCACUUGGGUCAUGGGGCUGUCUGCCAGCAAGUCGAAGCCUUUCUCCAAGAUGAUUGAGGCCCUUCUCAGGCCCCAGGAUAACCUCGCGUUUGUCGAAUACACCCAAGGUCCCAACGAUCCCCCAGCAGCGCCGGCCGAUCUGGGACGAGGCGUCGCGAAAGAGGCGCUCAAAAACGAAUCGCAGCUCUAUGACGGCGAGCCCGACAUUGCCUCCGCCGUGCGGUGGGCAUGCAGCAAGGCGGGCGAGGGCCCGGUCAUCAUUACAGGUAGUCUGUACCUGAUUCGGGAGUUUUACAAGCUCGAAGGCGUCGAGCAGCAGAGAAAAAUCGGUACGAGGCGACCCGGUCGUGCCCAGCUCUGGCACUAUACUCAACUGUCGCAGCAGAGAGCCCUGACCGCCGAGGAGGCGCAAGAAUAUAAAAAGGCAAGACGGCACUGGCGUCUGUCGCCGCUGAGAAACCCGACGUUCAAAACAAGCCAGGAGGGGGGCCAGCCGCAGCCUCCCACCGUCUCGGAGCAGACGCGCGAGCUUCAGCGAACGGCGGCACAUCACAAGAAACAGGCGGAUGGGUACCGAAGCGCCAUUGCCAGCAUCCAAAACGAUUUGGAUGCGGAAAGGACGGGUGGGCCGGGCUCGUCCCAUCUGAGUGGGAGCAUUGACGAGUUGAAGAGGCGACACGAAGAACAUAUUAAGGCGUACAACAGCGCCAUGUUCAAGAUCCGCGGACACGUUGCGGAUCCGGAUAAGAAGCAUCUGAGUCACGAGGAGAUUUUCGGACGACCAGAAAAGCCCAAGAGGAGGAUAGCGACACUCCUUCGAAAGUUUGAGGAGGACGAGGCGCGGGAGCAAGAGUCCAAGGCAGCGACCGCGUCCUCGCGCAGGGCCAUUGAGAAUGAGAUUCUGCAGGCAUCUCGUGACGUCCUAGGCGAAGGCUUCGGGGGCCAACGACGGAGACAACGAAGCAACGAGCCGGCCGAAGGCUCAAAGCCCGACAAGGGGACCUCUCCCAGCGAAAAGACAGUUGGGGGCAGGCGGUGA
Messenger RNA from Purpureocillium lilacinum, 2064 nucleotides. Its product is annotated as folylpolyglutamate synthase. Gene Ontology annotation, cellular component: cytoplasm; cytosol; mitochondrion. Gene Ontology annotation, molecular function: ATP binding; tetrahydrofolylpolyglutamate synthase activity; dihydrofolate synthase activity. The record is from RefSeq and is a predicted model, not a curated record. NCBI's taxonomy places the organism in Eukaryota, Fungi, Ascomycota, Sordariomycetes, Hypocreales, Ophiocordycipitaceae. Gene Ontology annotation, biological process: folic acid-containing compound biosynthetic process.